Molecule: messenger RNA, 3088 nt
Organism: Rosa chinensis
Lineage: Eukaryota; Viridiplantae; Streptophyta; Magnoliopsida; Rosales; Rosaceae
Product: transcription factor GTE4
Exons: 5
Coding region: 354-2150 (598 amino acids)
Molecular function (GO): protein binding
Source: RefSeq, a predicted model, not a curated record
CUUAUUGCUUCUACAGAGAAACCACUCAGCAUCGUCUCCUAGCCUUGACACUCAAUUUCCCUAGAGUUUGAAACAAAAGCUUUGCUUCUUUCUUUAUUCUUGAUGCACUAAAGUAGGAGUCUUGUCCCAAAAACCCAACCCUAAUUCAAUUUCACGUUUGAGGGUUUCUCACAAUUGCAAAAUCAGGGUUUUUUUGAGUGUAUUUAUUGUAAGCAAAACCAAAACCCUAGGGGAUGUAAUAAAAGUUAGGGGCUUUGUCCCAUAAACCCUAGCCCAGUUCGAUUUCGAUCAAAGCAGUCAAAUCCCAGAAGACAGUUACCACAUUUGGAUUGUUUUCGAGGGUUUCACCUAGAAUGGUUUCAGGCCCACUUGUUGGAGACGAAGCCAGCAACAGAUUCUAUUCCCGGAACACCCAGAAUCCCAACCAUGUCAUCCGCCACUCGUCGGAGCAGCAGCGGCAGAGCUUGAUGCAGCAGUUCCGAGGCGAAACGGCGUCGGUUGACUCCUCCAACAAUGGGCUCGCCGAGCCGGGCAAUGGGCCACGUGGGUAUUCAAAGGUUGGGGACAAGGUGAGGAUUUGCUUGAACUCCAAGACUGACAUUAAGGGAAUCAAGUGGAAGCUGAUGGGUGAGCUUGAGCAAGUGAGGCGCUUGGUGAGGAAUCUCGAAGCUAAGGAGGCUCAGUUUGCUGAAGGGUAUGGUGUUUCUCAGCUUUCAGAUACUAAUUUGGUAGAUAAUAAUGUUAGAACUACAAUGCCAUUUAGGGGUUUAAGUGUUUGUACGGCGGAGAAUGAGAAUAAGGGUGGUGAGUUUGUGGAGGAGAAGAAGAAGAAGAAGAAGAAGAAGGGAGAUCAGAGUUCUAGGAAUUCAAAGUUACCUCCUUCUGGGGGUAACAAGAAUAGGAAGAGUGAAGUUGGGCUGUUGUUGGGGUCAGAUAAGAAUUCGAGCAGAUUGUUGAAGAGUUGUAGUACUUUGCUUGAGAAAUUGAUGAAGCAUAAGCACGGCUGGGUGUUUAAUAAGGCAGUAGAUGCUAAGGGGCUUGGCCUGCAUGAUUACUAUAAGAUUGUUAAGCAUCCGAUGGAUUUGGGGACGGUGAAGAGUAGGCUGGACAAGAAUUGGUAUAAGACGGCUGCUGAGUUUGCAGAGGAUGUGAGACUUACAUUCAAUAAUGCCAUGUUGUAUAACCCGAAAGAGCAGGAUGUUCAUGUGAUGGCGGCCCUAUUGUUGAAGUUGUUUGAAGAGAAAUGGGUGGCUAUAGAGGAUCAGUAUAAACUUAAUAGGAGAGUUGAAAUAGGUAGUGAUUCAGAAUUGCCGACCCCUGUUUCAAGAAGUGCUGAAGCUCCUGCUCAGAAUAAUAUUAAUAGGAGGGUUGAAAUAGGUAAUAAUUCAGAAUUGCCAACCCCUAUUUCAAGAAAGGUUCGGGCUCCAGGACAUAAUAUUAAUAGGAGAAUUGGAAUGGGUAAUAAUUCAGAAUUGCCUACCCCUAUAACAAGAAAGGUUCAGGCUCCUCCUCCUCCUCCUCCUUCUCCUCCGCCAUUGGAGAUGAGGACUCUGGAUAGAGCAGAAUCUAUGACAAAGCCUGUUGAUCCCAAGUUGAAACCUGCAAGUGUUGGUCAUCCAGGUAGAAAGCCGGUUCCAAAGAAACCAAAAGCUCGGGACCCUGACAAAAGGGAUAUGGAUAUGCAGGAGAAGCAGAAGCUCAGCACAGACCUUCAGGCUUUGCCUUCUGAGAAACUAGCUAAUGUUGUCCAGAUUGUUAAAAAGAGAAGUCAAGGGAUUUUACAACAAGACGAUGAGAUUGAAUUGGACAUUGGCAGUGUUGAUCCUGAAACACUUUGGGAACUGGAUAGAUUUGUGACUAAUUAUAAAAAGAGCUUGACCAAAAAUAAGAGAAAAGCUGAACUUGCUCCUCAAUCAGUAGAAGAAUCUGACUAUGCUCUGCAUGAGAAUGUGGCACAAGCCACUGCAGAGGCACAGCAUGAGGCCAUAGCAGCAGUUGAAUACAACGACAAUGCAUCUUCCCCAGUUCAAAGAGAAGAGCGAGGUGAGAAUGUGAGUGGAUCAAGUAGUUCCAGCAGUGAUUCUGGAUCCUCUUCAAGUGAUUCGGAGAAUGGAAGUUCCUCUGGAAGUGGAUCAUAUUCAAAUCGCUGACAACUUAAGAUGAUUUAGUUGAGGGGCUGAUCCAUGUACAAGGCUGUCUGGGCUACAGGCCUACAGUCCAACCCAAACUUCUCCAGUAAUCUUUCAUAUAUCAUAAAAUGUACCAGAAUUAAAUUUGUUUUCCACAGACCAAAUGGUUAGGGCAUUCGUUUCUUUAUCCCAGGACUUGGGUUCGGUUACUAGUGGAGUCAGUUUCUUCCUUCUUCUUUCUUUCCCAGGACCUGGGUUCGAUCACUAGUAGUGUCAGUUUCUUCCUUUUUUUCAUAUUUUCCCUUUCUUCUUUCUUAUAUUACUAAUUUUCAUUUUCUUUUUUUCUAAGCUAUUCUUUUUUACUAAUUAUACAUGAAACUAUUUCUAGCUUUUAUCUUUUUUUUUUUUUUUGAAGGGAAAGAUCUAUUCUUUUUCAUAAUAGGAUUGAGUAUGGUAAAUGAGCUGGAUUUCUCUAAGUUCAUUUAUUUAUAGUUGGUAAUUAAUAAAAUAUGUAUCACAUAGGUAUUAAAAAUCAACUCAAUAUAUAUCAUUUUGAAAUUUUCGUGCUUUUAGCAUGGAAAAAAAAUUAGCUUAUUGUUCUAGCGCACCCGAACUUGACAUCUUGGAUCCGCCCUUGCUCUGGUAGUGGCUUUCAACCCUCCACUCUUUAACCUUUUCAAUUAUCAUGACAUUAUUUUAGAAUUCUGAAUGCCUUCUCUGUUAGGAUCACCCUACUUGUCUUCUAUGGUUGGCCAAUGUGUAUUAGGUAGCUGGGCAACUUUUUUUGUUUAAAUUAUAAUGCACAUCAUAUAUUGUAUGGGUAUCUUGUGUCCAUUCUCAUGUGUGCAUGAUGUGUUUGCUCAUGCAUCAUGAAAUAUUCUUGGGGUUGGAUCCAUUUGGAUGAAAUGACUUAACAGAAAAGGGUUUGGAUUUGACAGAAAGGUUAUACGAUUUUUAUU